Messenger RNA from Pipistrellus nathusii (Nathusius's pipistrelle), 447 nucleotides. NCBI's taxonomy places the organism in Eukaryota, Metazoa, Chordata, Mammalia, Chiroptera, Vespertilionidae. The record is from the annotation of a GenBank genome assembly.
AUGGAUUUAGUUUGUGAAUAUAAAACAAAACAAAACAAAGUGUUUACAAUAAUUAUCAAGGCAAAGUUGACUAUAACACAAUUUCUCUGUAGUGUCAUUAUCCUGUCAGUAAUGCGACUGGCCACCACACACACACACACACACACACACACACACACACACACACGCACACUUGAAGGCAGCAGGUGCAUUUGCAUCACAGACACCACCAUUGCGGCUGCUACUGUCACCAAAAGGAACUCAAGCUACAAGGAAACAGUGCCCAGCCCCCUCCCCCAGCUCCUCACUAAAGUGCAGCACUUCUCUUCUGGAGCGAGGGGUGCAUGUCCCAGGGAGACCCCGUCCCAUCCUGGACGCCCUGCUGUUGGGCAGGUGCGGGGCUGGUGCUGCGCAGCCAUCAGGCCAGAGGGCGGUGUGCUGCCUCCGGGGGCUGGCGGCCUGGCUUAG